AUGGAAUUCGGCAACCUUGAGCAUGCACAUCUGAAUGCAGAAGAUGUAUUACGAAAAGCAACACAACUGGAAAAUGAUAGUUGGGCCUUUCGAACGUUUCCGAUCCAAUCCAGAUUUGUAGAAAAAUUACAUAACAAGGCUGAAUUUGCGGAUUUAUUGAAAGAAGUCUGUAUAACUGUCUUUUGUGAUAGUCUGAUCAACGCAAUGUCGGAUACAGAGGCCAUCAACGGUGAUGAAAGUCGUAGCUGUUUCGCCGCCCAGGAACGUCUCAUGGAAUCUAUUAAAAGCGAUGCCCUCUGUUACGAAUUCGACAAAAAUCGUGAUGAAUCUGACAAUGAAGAUAUCAAUGAGGAUAGUCCCGACCACCGCCAUCACUGGAUCGGAAUUUAUCAA
This is a messenger RNA of Brenthis ino (lesser marbled fritillary), 393 nucleotides long. NCBI's taxonomy places the organism in Eukaryota, Metazoa, Arthropoda, Insecta, Lepidoptera, Nymphalidae. The record is from the annotation of a GenBank genome assembly.